Brachypodium distachyon (stiff brome) is the source of this 1527-nucleotide messenger RNA. RefSeq names its product atherin. Bases 282 to 1241 code for a protein of 319 amino acids. The record is from RefSeq and is a predicted model, not a curated record. Gene Ontology annotation, cellular component: transcription repressor complex. The transcript is spliced from 7 exons. NCBI's taxonomy places the organism in Eukaryota, Viridiplantae, Streptophyta, Magnoliopsida, Poales, Poaceae.
UCCAAGGUUUUUAAAACUUUGAUGUACAAGCUCACGGGCUAAAGCGGAUUUCUCUCCACGGCGGCGGUGGCGCUCCCUCCUCCGUCCGCGCGGCGCUCACCUCGGCCGGCGGGCGACGACGCGCGCACCCACCCCGGCCGUCGGCGCUCCUACAAGGCCACUCGACGGCCGAUUCCUGCUCGUGCUCGACGUCGGUGGCUCCACAUCCUGCUUCGCCCCCACUGCCGGUAGGCUCGCGGCCUUCCCCUCUCGAUUCUCGCACGGCACUGAGUACCACCGUCAUGGCGUCCCCGCCGCAGCGCCCACCUGCCGCUGCCCCGCCCACGGUCGCAUCUGCUCCUCCGGCGACCGCCCCGCAGCCUCUGCCCCGAGCCUUCCCCGCCGCCUCCGCCCCGCCACGCGCCGCCGCCGCCGCGACUCCGACACCGCCACCGCUUUUCACCGGCCGCCCGCUAAACCCUAGCCAUGCCUCCCCCGCCCACGGCAUCUUCUACCCCGUGGCCACAACCUCCUCCUCCGCCGCCGCCCUUGCGAACCAGCGUCGGGCUCCCAACGCCGGGUACCCCCGUGCCCAGGCCGUCGCUGUCCCCGUCGCGCCGUCUCAGCAGCUCCAGAUGCAAACGCAGCCACAGUCGUUCGCUGCCGUGUCGCGGGCGGUGGUGGCGGGUGUGACGCCGCGUCCCGAGCAGCCUCCUCGAGGGGUUCCUAUAGCUCCGCAGCCUCAUCCCAAGGUGAAUCCAGUUGCAGCCGUUACUCCAUCCCCUCAACAUGAAGAGCAUAGCAAUACAAAGCAAAGAGAAAGUACCAAAGAAGACUCUACAACUGUGGUGGUGAUCAAUGAUCGGAAAGUUAACUUGUUGGACAGCGAGUCUGGAUCCUUGUAUGCUCUUUGCCGAUCUUGGGUGCGGAAUGGUGUUCAACAUGAAAUUCAGCCAAGAUUUGUUGGAAACGUUGCACCACUUCUUCCAAGACCUUUGCCGGCCUCAGUUGUAGAUUCUAGGAUAUCUGAAAAGCACAAUGAUACUGAAAAUGAAGAUUCAGAAGAAGAGAAGAAUGAUACUGGUGAAUAUACUGCAGCUGACUUAUUAAAGCAACAUGUAAAUCGUGCAAAAAAGAUACGCGCUAGAUUGCGCAAGGGGCGGCAAUCCCGGAUUGAAAGGUACAAGCAGCGCCUUGCAUUUCUCUUGCCCCCACCACCGUCGCCGCCCACCGAGCCUGGAAAGCAUGAUGGACGUCCAUAAAACUGACCGAUGAUAUUGUAGGCACCAUGGCUUCCACGUAGCCUUUGUAAUCUAUGUGUUAAUUCACAGAAUCUGUAGAAGUUGAAACGUCAUUCCAGUUGUUGUACUGUUACUGUGUUUUAGGAUUCGUUUCAGUUGCCUUAUAACCAACAUCGAACUUUGCAGCUUUCCCUGUGUUGUUACUCGGGACAGCGUAGCUGUUUUCCUCUUCUGAGAACCCUUUGCUCUAUGCCUCUAUUCAUCGUCUUAAGUACUCCGUAUCUUUUUUAGUCCGGCAUUGAAACUA